AUGCAUCGACGUAGAAAGCGUAGGUUUUACGAAGAACUUUUAAAAAAGGCCGAAUCACUGUUUAUCAUAAAGUGCAAAGACCUGAACACAGGCAGCGACGAUGAAUUGACAAAAUGGCGUAAGGUAGAAGACAUCGCUGCAUCAGUUCAGUGCGACGGUUCUCGGAUAUCGAUGGAAAUUUUCAAAAAGCUGUUGCUGAAUUCGAGGUUGUUGGAGAAAAAUGAAAAUGGCACGUUAUUCCGCCGAAAUUCCAAUUGUCCACCAUGUAGAGCAUGCACCAUUUACGUGGAAAGACUGGAAGAAACGAUGACUAAACAAGAAUUGUUUAAGAUAUUCAGCCGUUAUGGGUUUGUAGUCGAUAUCUUUAUGCCGGAGAAGCGUCUAAAAAAUGGCACUACGACUCUCAACAAGGGAUUCGCGUUUAUACAGUAUGACAAUGCGGCAUCAGUCGUUCGAGCGUGCACCGAUGUCAAGCUGGAAGACCCGGAUGACGUCAAAUCGUUUAUUCCUGAAACAACGUUCACUGGCAAUCCUACCGCCGAAACGGAACGAAACGCGAUAGGCCGAACACAAUAUCCGCUCACGACCACGCUAAGAACUGCCGGGAAACGACGACGCUCUCCAAAGAAUCGCCGACGGAGAAAGUUACUGGCAUUUCAGAGAAAGCAAGACACAACGAAGAAGUUUUACGUCAUUUCAUGGAACGAAUGGAAGCGUUUAAAGCGAGAAUAUCUCAAAGAACAAGCCAACAGCUUUCGUUUAUUAAAAAAAAAGUUGAUGCCUUACCGACAAAUGGUGUCGCGUUUGGGAAUAGACAGUUCAAUGCGCGGAAGAGACAAGAGUUCAGCUUGUUCUAAAUACGGCAGCGAAUACGGUGUACAGUUAAACCCACAGUCCAGGGAUCGUGGGCUUGUGUCCUGA
Molecule: messenger RNA, 921 nt
Organism: Soboliphyme baturini
Lineage: Eukaryota; Metazoa; Nematoda; Enoplea; Dioctophymatida; Soboliphymatidae
Source: the annotation of a GenBank genome assembly